Lasiodiplodia theobromae is the source of this 1023-nucleotide messenger RNA. Its product is annotated as Ribosomal protein S7. The transcript has 3 exons. Bases 1 to 1023 code for a protein of 340 amino acids. Gene Ontology annotation, biological process: ribosomal small subunit assembly; translation. Gene Ontology annotation, molecular function: rRNA binding; structural constituent of ribosome; mRNA binding. Lineage: Eukaryota; Fungi; Ascomycota; Dothideomycetes; Botryosphaeriales; Botryosphaeriaceae. The record is from RefSeq and is a predicted model, not a curated record. Gene Ontology annotation, cellular component: ribosome.
AUGCCUCCGAGACUCAAUCUGCUUCCGGCUUCGAGGUCGCUUGCCUUCCGCCCAAGGCCCGCUGCGCCUCAAUGGCGUGCCGGCCAAGUUGUUGCCGCCCCGCGCGCGGUCAGAAGAUGUUACGCCGACGACGCAUCGAAGAAGGAUCUACCUGAGUCGGAAGAUAGGAAGGGACCGAACACCGAUACUCUGCCUCACGUCACUGAAGAAGCACGGGACAUGGCGAAGAUGCGGAAGAUGCCUCCGCCGGAGGUGGAGCAGGGAACCCCGGUAGACGAGUACAUCAAAAAUGACAAGGAAGCAUACAAGCACCUUCCAAAGGUCAUGCAAGACAGCCUCAAGAAUUCGUCAGGACCGAAGGGCAGCCGUUCUUACUCGACUUCCGCCAUUCGCCGCCAGGAACAACUGGCAGUCGCCCCGGCGCCGGCUACAACAGAAAUGACGGCUGAGGGCGUGAAAUUCGGGGUCGUGCCUUUCCCUCUCCCCGCAGAGAACAGGCUCAAGAGUCGCUAUGACCCGGUUGUCGAGCAGGUGACGAACCUGCUCAUGCAGCACGGCAAGAAGAGUGUUGCGCAGCGCAACAUGGGACUCAUCCUCAAUCACCUCCGCACUGCUCCGCCACCGACCAUCAGCCCGCAGCGGCCCCUCCUGCCGGGCGCUCCCCCGCCAUCGCAUCUCCCUCUCAACCCUGUCCUCUACCUCACCCUCGCCAUCGACUCCAUUGCACCGCUUAUGCGCAUCCGUUCCCAGCGUGGCGCCGCCGGAGGUGGUGUGGCGCUUCAAAUCCCGGUGCCGCUAGGUCUGCGGCAAAGGCGGCGGAAGGCUGUUGAGUGGAUACUCGAGGCUGCAACCAAGAGGAGGAACGCAGGUAGCGGCAAGGGUGGCUUCGCGAUGCGGUUCGCGACCGAGCUGAUCGCGGUGGUGCAGGGCACGAGCUCGGUGUGGCAGAAGCGGGAUGGUGUACAUAAGGUUGCCGUCGGAGCAAGAGCGAACCUUGUUGUCAAGCCCAAGUUUAGGAAAUAA